This is a messenger RNA of Styela clava, 573 nucleotides long. NCBI's taxonomy places the organism in Eukaryota, Metazoa, Chordata, Ascidiacea, Stolidobranchia, Styelidae. The record is from RefSeq and is a predicted model, not a curated record.
AUGAGUGACCAUAAAGAUGUACAACAUGUUCUUCAUACUGUUAAAUUGGACAUCACCUUGAACUUGAUGAACAACGAAGUAAAAGCAACAGGUAAUGGAAGAAGAGACGAUCUUCAGGUAGAAAUAAGAGGCGAAGACAAGCCACAAGAUACUAUCCAAAAUGAUCGUGCAUUAAGGGCUAGGUAUGAAAAACACAAAAGAGAAUACUACGACAUGUCAAAAAAACCAAAAGGAAAAGUGCUUGUUAUAAAUAAUGACUUUAGCGAUGAUCCUGAACUAAAUAGAAAAAGGGGUUCGGAACAGGAUGUGAAAAAUCUUCAGCAAGCCUUUCAAAAGCUGGGAGGCAAAAGGUAUGGAUCUAAAGUCCAUGUUGAGCAACGUCGAAAUUUAUCAGCAGAAGAGAUCAAAGAUCAUCUUCAAUUGUUUAUAAAACACGCAAAACGAACAGAGACGAAAGAGAGACCAUCUUUUAUGGCGAUUGUUAUAAUGUCUCAUGGAACUGGAUCAGAGGGCGGAGAGGAUAUGGUCUGUGGCGAUGACGGCACUUGGUGUAACGUCAGUGCAGUGGCGUAG